Molecule: messenger RNA, 1461 nt
Organism: Erythranthe guttata (spotted monkey flower)
Lineage: Eukaryota; Viridiplantae; Streptophyta; Magnoliopsida; Lamiales; Phrymaceae
Product: NAD(P)-binding Rossmann-fold superfamily protein
Cellular component (GO): cytoplasm
Source: RefSeq, a predicted model, not a curated record
CAAUUUAUAGUUGAUGGGUGGUUGUAAUUACUCAAACAUGAGGAGGUCUUUUCGCAAUUUAAUCAUACUUCAGGGCUGGUUGUAAUUUACAUGAAAAAUAAAAUGAGAGAAAUUAAAAUAAUAUAUUAUAUAUGUAAAUCAUAAUUGUACAUGGCCCAGAAAUUUGUUGAAUGAUAACGUUGACUUGCAAAGAAGUCUCCAUUCGUAUCAUAAAUUUUACUUCUGUUGCGUUUCUCCUCCUUUCACUCAUGGCGGCAACCAAACAAGAACAAGUCAAUCCCUCCGCCACCGCCGCCGCCGCACCACCACCACCAAUCUUCAUCUCCACCGCCUCGCUCCACUCGCUAAUCACCCACGAAUCCCUGAUCCGUCACCUCCAAUCCGCCCUCCCAUCACUCUCCGCCGCCGUCCAAUCACCGCUCCGCCACGCCCACCAGACAAGCGCCGCCUCAUCAUUCCUCCUCAUGCCUUGUUGGUCCACCUCCCCUUCCCUCCCCUACAUCGGCACCAAGCUGGUCACCCACCACCCCAACAACUCAGCUCUAAACUUACCCGGAGUCCAAGCCAUCUUCGUCCUCUUCAACUCCCUCACCGGCCACCCGCUCGCCUUCAUGGACGCCACCGCCCUCACCCUCUACCGCACCGCCGCCGUCUCCGCCCUCGCCUCCCUUUACCUAUCCAGAGAAAACUCAGAAACCCUCGUCAUGAUCGGCGCCGGUUCUCUAGCCCCACAUCUCAUCAAGGCUCAUUUGUCGGUCAGGCCAAACAUCAAACAGGUGGUGGUCUGGAACAGAACACCCGAAAAAUCAAAAACCCUCGUCGAAAAUCUGAGGAAAGAGUGCAACGGAAUCGCCGGGCUCUCCUUCGAGAGCAACGGGUGUUUGGAGGAGGCGGUGCAGGGCGGCGAUAUCAUAAGCUGCGCCACCAAUUCGGAGGUGCCGCUAGUUAAGGGCGCAGAUCUGAAGGCAGGAGCGCACUUGGAUUUGGUGGGAUCGUUCACGCCGUCGAUGAGGGAGUGCGAUGACGAGGCGGUGAGAAGGGGGAGAGUGUUUGUGGAUAACGAGGCGGCGGUGGCGGAGGCGGGAGAAUUGGUGGGGGCUUUAGAGAGAGAAGUGAUGAGAGAGAGUGAGAUUUUGGGGGAUUUGGUGGAGUUGAUCAAGGGGGAGAAGAAAAUUGGGAGGAGGAGUUUGGAAGAGAUAACUGUGUUUAAAUCAGUUGGUUCUGCUGUGGUUGAUCUUUUGACUGCACAGAUGGUUUAUGAGAAUUAUUUGGAUAAUCUGGUAAUUAAUUAAUUAAUUAAUUAAUUAAUUAGGCAGCUUUGAUUUGUUGCUGAGGUUUCUACUACUGUAAUAAAACUUGUUGGGUUGUUCUUCUUCAUUGAUGCAUUGUUAAGAUUUACCAGUUUCAUGUUUCUUGUAACAAACUGAGUUUAAGGUGAACUGUGAUCUUUUUUUUUUUAAC